GGAGGGGAUUGGUUGUGCCACAGGGCGUGGGAAAAUCGAAGUGAGCAGCCACAAUUUUGGAGUCGAUCGCGGCGCGGGAGCCGUUGGAGGGUGCAUGAAAAUCUAUCGAAAUCUCGUCAAGGAGCUCAAGCCUGGCCUCACCUCGGCGCCCGCGACCUCCACAUAACCCGGCAAGGCCUCCUGUACUUCCCCUCCAAUCUCGACCAUGUCUCUUCCCUGCCGACACGCUGCGCUGCGCUGCGCCCGGCAGCUGCACGUGUCCAAAGCCCUCGGCGCACCCAGUUACCUCACACAGCAGAGGAUAGGCAGGCGGCACAACACGACCGAUGCGGCGAGCCCCAAGAUUUCCGGGAUUGUGGACCAGAUUAGCCAAUUGACACUGCUAGAGACGGCGGAGCUUGUCACCAGCUUGAAGUCACGGCUAAACAUUCCCGAUAUGCCCGUCGGCGGCUUUGCGGCUGGCCCCGCGCCCACGGCGGCCGCCGCUGCGGCCCCCGAGGAGGCUGACGACGCAGCCCCGGCUGCUGCCGAGAAGACUGUCUUCACGCUCAAGCUGCAGUCGUUCGACGCCGCCGCCAAGGCCAAGAUCAUCAAGGAGAUCAAGGGCAUGCUGGGCCUGAGUCUGGUUGACUCAAAGAAGUUCGUCGAGAGCGCACCAAAGACCAUGAAGGAGUCGGUACCCAAGGAGGACGCGGAGAAGAUCAUGGCAACGAUGAAGGAGCUCGGCGCUGUUGUGACGAUGGAAUAGACCGCCAGGGCCGACAGCCAUUCUUCGUCCGCGGAAACGCAAGCCGGGGGAUGCUUGGGUGUGCCUCUGGCAACUUCGCAGGGGGGUUACAGCCACAACACCAACUGUAGGAACAUGCCAGAUGUAUCAUUACGCUAUAAAGCCUUCUGUGCCCAUAUCCCACCACGCAUGUCUCCUCUUCCUAUCCCCGUUUGGUUAUGUGCGGGGUGGGAUUCGUGUCCCGCAGGUGAAGCCCAUGCCUCCUGAUCGUCCUCCACGAUGUCCGCACCAGAUAGGUACAUCAGCUAUUUCGAAGCUUGGCCAUUGGUCUGCGCCGCGGCCUGUUGGUGCGCGCAUGAUCUGCGAAGCCACUC
Messenger RNA from Gaeumannomyces tritici R3-111a-1, 1101 nucleotides. Its product is annotated as 54S ribosomal protein L12. Gene Ontology annotation, biological process: translation. The record is from RefSeq and is a predicted model, not a curated record. The transcript is spliced from 2 exons. Gene Ontology annotation, molecular function: structural constituent of ribosome. Lineage: Eukaryota; Fungi; Ascomycota; Sordariomycetes; Magnaporthales; Magnaporthaceae. Bases 206 to 748 code for a protein of 180 amino acids. Gene Ontology annotation, cellular component: ribosome.